Messenger RNA from Microthlaspi erraticum, 900 nucleotides. The record is from the annotation of a GenBank genome assembly. NCBI's taxonomy places the organism in Eukaryota, Viridiplantae, Streptophyta, Magnoliopsida, Brassicales, Brassicaceae.
AUGGGACACAAGGAGCAUGGAGGGACUUGGCACAUGGAAGCAGCUCAACUGGAUACGCAAAGGAAGAAGGGAGAAGUCCAUCUUGAAGACCAGCUCGACCGUCCACUCGACCAACCGGUCGAGUUCCUCAACUCGACCGGCCAAGCUUCAACUCGAUCGAGCUGGGGAGUCAAAAUUAGAUGGGAGAGAAGCUUGCUGAGUUCAAUCAGUUUGUCCAAACUCUUCCAGCCAGCAUGUCUUUCAAAGAAGCUUGGCGCCACUACCCAUUCACCCCUUUCUUCCACAACUGCAAGGAGACACCUGAAGGACAUAAAAGAGCUUUUUGAGAAAGCUAAAGUUCAGCCAACCUUCAAGACCCUCUACAAGAUUGAAGACCCAGGUCAAUUCUCUAUUCCCUGUCAAGUAAAUGGUCAUUACUUUGAUAGAACACUAUGCGAUUCUGGCUCUUGCAUAAACCUCAUGCCAACCCAAACCGCCAAACUCCUUGGCAUCACACGCUUGCAACCUGCUCAAAUUAGUAUUGGACUUGCUAACCAUACUAUAGCCAAGCCAAGAGGAGUUGUUGUUGAUGUUCUUCUAGAGAUUGGAGAUAUCAAGAUCCCGGUGGACUUUCAUGUCAUAAACAUUCAAGGAGGAUGUGACACACCAUUGAUACUAGGCCGACCCUUUUUGGCCACUGCUGGAGCUGUCAUGGACCUUCCAAACCGGCGAAUGUCCUUAGCCAAUGUGGACAAGACAGUCUUUUACAAGACCAUACCAUUCAUUGCACCAAACAAGCUGUCUUACCUCAUCACUGCCCAAGGCCGCCCAAGAGAGCCACCAGACCACACUCAAGGUCACAAUGAGACAAGAACUAAAAGACUAUGUCUCAGGCCGUGCCCUUACCCCAUCUCCAACUAA